AAGCUGAAGUCAGUCUGUGUGUGUUUAGGAGAGAGAAGCAUGGCACGAACCCUGUGCAUUGUUAUGUGUUCUCUUGGACUGAUGAAUUUGGCCACCUCUACGCUGGUUAAGCCAUACGCUGCUGGAUCUUCCCCUAUAGGCUCUACGCUGGAAGUUCAUGGCAUAUCAACAUUCUCUCAUGGGCUGCCUGGAAGUGAGGAAGCUACUGAUGGGAGAGAUGAUGUGCCUCACAGCCAUGUACAUAGACCAGAGAGCGAUCCAUCGAGCAGCAGGGGGGCACAUUCCCCACACUCAGAGCAGUCUAAGCCAAAGACAGGAAAGUGGUGUUCUUUUGUACGCAGUCGAAUAGUGACCUAUGUGGAUUUUUGCAAAACCGAGAAAUAUGUGAUAAGGUCCCAGCAGCCGUGUCCCUAUGGGACGCCUGAGUGUCAAAAGACUAUGUACCGACUUGCACAAAAACCAAUAUAUGAGGUAAAGAGGAAAUUUGUAACCAAUUUGGAAUGGAAAUGUUGUCCUGGGUAUACUGGCUCCAGUUGUGAAUAUGAUGAUCCCAAUGCUAUUCACAUUCCUCUGGAACAUACAUCAAGUUCUCAGAAAAAAGAAGAACCCACUCUGAACACAGAGGUGACUGAAAUUCUUAAAGAAGUUGAAAGCCAAGAACUCUUACUGGAAGAUAUACAAAAUGACAUUCAUCAGGCUACUAGCCAUCUUUUGGAUCUACAGAAUGCUCUUGGAAAUAAUGGCAGCAUUGAAUUAAAUGAGAGCAACAAUCAAUCAGAGAUAAAUGAUCGUCUUCUCAGAGAAGUGUUUCUGCCACAUGUGGAAAACUUCCUCAAGGCUCAUUUUAGCCCAGUAUGGAACAGUUUUAAUAAAAGUCUGCAAAAUCUGAACAGCAUGGUCAAGAACCUUUCAGACAAUGUUGAGUCCAACAGAAAGAGACUGGAUAUUUUCCUGGAGAACACUGUGCCAAAGAAAGACCUCUAUGAGCUAGGGACAAAAUUUGAGUCAAAAAUUCAGGAAAACGUUGACAAACUUGAGCAACUGAAACAAGGAAUAGACAACCACUUUCAAAAGCAGCAGGCCGUAAUCCACUAUAACUUCACUAUGGCUGACAUAGAUGCAAAAUUUAAGCGGAACCUGAAGACGCAACAGUUACAGUUUUCCCACUUGAACGUUAGCAUUGCUGAGCUCCGAAGAGGACAGGAACAAAUUCAAGAUGAUCUACUAGAUCUAACUCAAAAUAUCACAUUAUUGUGCUCGCCAAAAGAUGAUACAAUGUCAAUUACAAGUCACAAGAUUCAGAAUGAGACUCUGAUUAAAUAUCAUGAACAGAUUAAUGAUUUAUUGACAGAAACAGAUGUUGCUUUUGAAAAUAUAUCUACUCUGGAGAAAUGGAUUAAUGAACUUCGCACAGAUUUCAAAACGAAUUCUGACAAAGUCCAGAUUCAGUUUAUGGAGAAAAGCCUCAUUAUGGAAGAAAAUAAAGAUUUCAUCCAACGGCAGAUAACGGAACUCAAUUAUACCAUUGCCAGUAUACAAGAAAGCAAUGAUGAAUUAUUUAGGGAUUGUGAUUGUCACAAGAUGAAUUUGGAUAUUCUUGCUCUUGAGGAAAUACAAAGAAACUUCACUAAUCAAUUUAGAGAUGUUUUGUAUGGAAUAGAAGAUGUUAAGCAGAAGGAAGGAAGUUCAAAGACAUCACUACAAAAUUCUGUGGAAGACCUGUCAUUGGCCCUACAUCUUAAUCGUCAGUCUCUAACCUCUCAGCAAGAACAAGGUCGGAACUUAAUGCGGAUCACCUCCCAGUUGCAAUCCCAAACAAGAAAUUUCACAGACGAUGUUAAUUUUCUCAGGCUGGACAACGAUCAGAUCCAUAGACGCAUCAAACAUCUUGACAGUUCAUUCAGCUCUCUACUAGAAGAUGCAACAAGGCAUGAAAAAGUCCUAGAGGCCCUGCUUGGUGAAGAAGUUCUUGAUCUUUUCUUUGAAGAUAAUCCUGAAAUGUUUCAUAUGUCAAUAGUACAAAUAUAUGAUGCUCUCAACCUCACACUGGACAAGCUUGAAAAGCAGCAGCUAACUACAGACUCCCUCAUUGACAGGUUGCACUUUUUGGAGAUGCAGUCUCAGAACCAUAAUUCGCCAGAUUCUUCUACAAUCUUCAAUGUUGAGCAACAAACUGCUCCUUUUCAGCGUGGUAAUUUAGCCCAAAUGGAACCAAACCAUGAAGCACUAAGGGAUGCAGAUGAAUCUGAAUAUAAUGAUAUCAUGAUACUAAAAAGUGAAAUUGAGCAUCUUAGUGUAAAAGUUAAUCAUUUGGAGUCAUAUUUUGCAAAUGGACAUUCUUACAAUGACACAAUAAUGAAUACAUUCAAACCCCUCAACAUCUCUAUCGCAUCUAUGAAGUUAGAUAUUGCAAACUUAGGUGAGCUUUAUGGUAGACAUAUUGAAAUAUUCCACAAGAUCUUCGACAAUUACGAACCUUUAAUUUCCUCAAAUGUGACUCUAAACAUUGCACAGGUUCAGUCAUUGAUUGAUAAGAAAAUGAAAAAGAAACUGAGAGGAGACUUACAGAGUAGAAAACUCAGUAAAAAGCAGACAGAGGAACAAUGGCAAUCCGAUGAAACAGCAAUAUCAAAGAAAGAUUUCCCUGUUGCAUUCUCUGCUGGCUUUUCCAAGGGGGCAAAAGGAGCAAAAUUGAUAAGAUUCAGUGAUAUUAUUAUGAAUUACGGUAAUGCCUUUUCUCCUGAAGAUGGUCAGUUCAUCGCACCCUAUAGUGGAGUAUAUGCAUUUACAAUCACAGUGGAUUUUGGUGUCGGCAAUGCACUAGGACACCUGGUUUUUAAUGGAUGGCAAAAACUCGUUCUUCACAACAGCAGCACUCAGCCAGCAGAAAGCCUUAAGCACCAGUUUGCAUUGGUGGAACUGAAGAAGGGUGAGAGAGUUUGGUUUGAACUGUUGCAGGGGUCAAUCAAGGAAAACACACUCGGAACAACUCUGGCUGGUUAUCUGGUUUACAAAACGUGAGCUGAGUUUCACUAGACAUUACGGACAAAUGGUUGAUGGUCAGCUCACAGUACCAUUAAGUUCCAAGGGGAGCCCAUAGUUCUCUUACUGUAAGACAAUGCUGUUUUAUUUUCCUUCUCCCGUCUCACUAACAGGAUUCAAAUUAAUGUUUCUUCCUUUAAGCUAAUUUCAGUAUAUGACCUACGCAUACUGACCACAACCUCACUCUCCUCAUCUGGAGGGGAAAUCCCAAGAAACAGACAAGAACCACAUGGCACAUGAACUUAGACUGGCAAUGUACAUACACACACUUACACUCUAGUGUCAAAACUUUACAGUUAUAUGCAUUGUUAUCCCAAAACAUGUCACUCUCAUACCAGAUAUUUCACCCUACUGACCAGAAAGGAAAUCACAGUCACAAAGCUUUAAACCCAGUAGUAGUUAUCAAGAAAUGUGGUGCGCAUCCCAGCGUUCUGAAUGCCGGUGGUCAUAUGACUGAUGCCGGAAUUCAGACUUUUCAUGGAAUCCCGGAUUUGGAACACCAACCGUUGGCAUCCCGAAGGUAAGUAUUGGGUGAGGGUUAGGGUUAGGGCCCAAGAGGGAGUGGUUAGGGUUAGGCACUAGAGAAGAGGUUAGCCAUUGCACCCCCCCCCCCCUCGAGUCUUAGCCAUAGACGGCUGGUUAGGGUAGGUGGCAGGUAAGGGGUAAAUUAAUUACUUCAUCCCCUGUUGGCAUUGUAAAAGUCAGGAUGCCGCAGUUGGUCAUGUGACCGCCGGCAUCCCGUGCGCUGGCAUUUCAUAUCACACCCAUUAUCAAAGCCUGUAAUUCAGUAACAUGACCUUUGGUUACACAUAAGAAAAAUGCAGUAUCUAGUAUGGCCUUUAUAUUAUUUGUUAUGAAUUAAUAUUUUACCAGCAUAUAUGAUCACACAGGGGGAGAUGUAUCAAAGCUUGGAGAGAGAUACAGUACCAACCAAUCAGCUCCUGUCAUUUUUCAAACACAGUCUGUAAAGUGUCAGAAGCUGAUUGGCUGGUACUUUAGCUAUGUCCACGGUUUGAUACAUCUCUACCCCAAAACAUGCACAUUGAAAUGACCUGCUCUGUGCAAGGAAUCAAAAUGAAAAUAUUCUUUAGUUUGUAGCAGUAGCUGCACAGUGCAUAUUGAAAAAAAAAUUUUAUUGGAUCUCUCAUGUAAAAAAAUGUCAGGAGGAAAAUCUUAGGUCAUUUUUACUCACUCACUAUGGAUGCCAGAUCCACUAAAUCAAUUCUUACGGACAAUUUAAGGAACACUACUAAACUAUUAAAUGAGAAUGACAUGCAUAGUAUGGGAGCAGGCCAUAGUAAUUUUAGAUAUUUUAAGAAUGGUGUGCCAAAUUAUAGAAAAAUCCCUUAUGUGAAACAGAUUCAGGGGCGGAUUGGCCAUAGGGUUCACCAGGAAGAUUCCUGGUAGGCCGAUGUGUCUGUGGGGCAUGUUUUGUGUGUUGUCAUGGGGCCUCACCCCCCACACUACAGGCAGCCCACCGCACUCACUGCACUGUCCCAUUUCUUCUGCUAUACCUCUUGUGCUGCCCAUGUCGGCCACUUCUACAAAAUUUUCCAGGGCCACUUAUAGUUCCCAAUCAGCCCCUGGUCUACAGCAAAAGACCUAAAUGUAAAAUCAGGCAUUAUGAGGAGGGAUCUCACCCUCCUCAACAGACCCUACCCCCUCAUCAGACCACACCUCCAUUAGGGCUGCUUCAAUAAUUUUCCCGGGCUGGUUUUCAUCCCAUUUCGCCCCUUAACAGAUUCAGUAUUAAGCCCCAUUAUUACUACAUGUGUCACCCUCCUAAGUCGAUAUUCACCACAAAUCUAAGUCAACAAAGUAAAAUACUGAACUUUUACAUAGAGAAAGAGCAGUCAGUAAUUGUCAGCUGUUAUGACAGAAAUGUACAGUGAGCUGGACAGACAGACUGACAUUUUCAUUAGGAGGGCAUACAUUUAUAAGUUAUAAUAAAUAAAGUAGAAGUGAACUGUUGAACAGUUUAUUUCAUUAUAAAAAAAAUAGUUGAUAUAUUUUUUUAUUUUUAGGCAUUGUUUUGGUAUAAAUCAGUGACUUUGAAAGCUGAUGUUUUCCACAGGCAGUAAUACUGCAACAACGGAGCAUCAGAAAACACCAUUCUAAUAUAGUAUUUAAUAAAUCCAUUAUUGGAUAAAUGGGCAAAAAAAUGACAACAACACGUGUGAAAGAUAUAAUAUUGUUGAAGAUGCAGCAUGUUAUGUUUGUAGAUAAGCCCCAUUGCAAACUCAGUGGUUUACCUAUAAUAAGCAGAAGUGGCAAUUCAUAUAAGUGGCACUGGUAACUGUGUGCAGAGCAGAGUUACUACAGAACACACAGACCACACCACCACUUUCUACAGUUCUUGUAUAUACUCUCAUACUACUAUAUACAUUCUUCUGUUUUAUUAGGAUGUUAUUAAAUGUAUCAAAUAAUGUAGAACAAUGUUAAAAACAGUUUAAGCUGUACUACCAUGUACAGAUGUAUCCAUAUACACCUAUCUAUAUACACCUAUCCAUAUACACAUAUCCUCAAAUUGCACCAAAUAUCCCUAUUUGACACACCACGAACUUAGGGCCUGAUUCAGACCUGAUCGCUGCUGCGCAUUUUCGCACAGCAGGCGUUUAUCGAAUUACUGCAUAUGCACCUCAAUGCGCAGGCGCAUCACCAAACAGCAACAGGAUAGCGCAAAAAUUUCGAUCACACGGGCAUUCGCAAGGUGAUUAACAGGAAGAGGCAGGCGUUCCCAAGCAUUUUCAUGGCGGGUGUGUGACGUCAGCUCCGGCCCCGAUCAGCCUGAUUUCUUUGCACUGGAGGAGUAAGGAUUGAGCUACGCACAGACUGCACACACUGCACAGAAUGGGAAAAACAUUCGAUGGUGAGUGUGAUAUGAAUGGUUUUGCAGCUGUCCGCUGACUGAGGGGAAUUUUUGCACGGCGUACACAUGCAUUUGCACACUUGCACGGGGUGAAUUUUCACUCCCCCUGGGCGGCAGCAGGACAGUGUAAUUUGCAGCACUGCGAUAAGGUCUGAAUCGGGCCCUUAAUCUGCGACUUUAGCCCAAUUCCUUUGUGACAAAAAUACUAAUCCUAAGUGCCUAGGACACUGUUAGCAAUUUAGAAUAUUGCUAUAAUGUGAUUAAAAUGCUUAAUUUAGAAAACAGUGCGAAAGUCUGUACUAUCUUGCACAGCGGAAAGGUGUAUAAGGACACACCUGAGGUAGCAGGCGGCAAUGCCGCUGCUAAACACCUAUUAUUGGGUGGAAGUACAGCUGUAAAUUAGCCUAUCACUGGGAUGCUUCAUUUUAUUUCUCUUAUUUAUUACAUGUAGAUAGCAGUUGCUUAUGAUAUGCUAAAGUAAAAUGUUUAUUACUGUUCUAGGAUGUUUUUAUGUAUUGUUUAGUGACAUUUUAGAAUUACAAAAUAUUUGUAGAUAGAUGUACACAAUAGUGUAUUUGUUCUGCUUUUUGAAUCACUGUAUGGCUUCGGGACAUAUAGAAAGAUGUAUAUCAUUUGAAAAUAAAUAUAUGUGUGCUCUGGCAGCACUCCAUGAAAA
Messenger RNA from Pseudophryne corroboree (corroboree frog), 6587 nucleotides. It is a transcript of the gene MMRN2, whose product is annotated as multimerin 2. The record is from RefSeq and is a predicted model, not a curated record. The transcript has 7 exons. Lineage: Eukaryota; Metazoa; Chordata; Amphibia; Anura; Myobatrachidae. Gene Ontology annotation, molecular function: protein binding. Bases 40 to 3021 code for a protein of 993 amino acids.